This is a messenger RNA of Olea europaea var. sylvestris, 1059 nucleotides long. RefSeq lists its product as uncharacterized. NCBI's taxonomy places the organism in Eukaryota, Viridiplantae, Streptophyta, Magnoliopsida, Lamiales, Oleaceae. The transcript is spliced from 5 exons. The record is from RefSeq and is a predicted model, not a curated record. The coding region runs from base 1 to 1059 and encodes 352 amino acids.
AUGUGGAAAGAGCCUCAACCUAAUAGCGUCAUCCGAAAUCCCUUGAAAGAGAACGAGGAAAUAAUUGAUUAUGCAAAUGUGAAGCAGAAUGAUGAAGAUAAUGUUCAACAUGAAGAUUUAAAUCAAGAGAAUUGCUUUUCUUUGAAUUUUAAGGAUUAUGGAAAUUGGAAAGACGUUCGCAUUGAUCAAAAGAUAAGGGACUUUAUGGUUGAAAUAGGUCCAAAAAAGAUUGAUUACAUAUUGUUUCCCAAAGAUAAUCAAGGUAGACAUUUUGAUUCAUCACAAUAUAAGCGUCUACUUGCAAAUGGGCAAACAACUGAUAGAAGAUGGUUAGUGUAUUCAAUAUCUUUAGACAAGAUAUUUUGUUUUUACUGCAAGUUGAUAAGUCCAAUUGUCACAAAAGUAAAACAUGCAAAAUAUUCUUCCGUCAUACUUGAUUGUACUCCACAUGCGAGUCAUGAGAAGCAAAUGUCUCUAGUAAUACGAUGCAUGGAUGAUUCAAUAAACUCAUCGAUGCUUAAUAUUGAUAAUAUUAGAGGCCAAGGGUAUGACAAUGGAGCUAAUAUGAGCGAGAGACAUAAAGGUGCGCAAAAAAAGAAGAUUUUUAAAGAUAAGGUUGAGGGUUUGACACUUAAGCUAUUGUCACAAACACGCUGGAAAAGUCACGUGGAAAGUAUCAAGUCUAUAAAAGAACAAUCUGUACAAAUAAGAGACGCUUUACUUGACUUGGCAAACAUAAUUGAAGAUCCUAAAACAAAGAGUAAAGCUGAGUUUUUAGCAAUAUAUGAACUUGAGAAUUUUGAGUUUUUGCUUAGCAUGGUCAUUUGGUAUAAGUUGUUGCAAGCAAUCAAUACUGUGAGUAAUUUUUUUCAAGUUGAAAAUAUGGAUAUUGAUGAAGCCAUCAAGUUUUUACAAGCACAUAUUUUGUUUCUCAAAAAAUAUAGAGAAUCUAGAUUUGCUAGUGCUAUUAAGGAUGCUAAACAAAUAUCAAGUGAAAUGGGAAUUGAGGCUGUAUUUGGAGAGAAAAUGCAUCAUUUGAAGGAAGACGUAGUUCGAUGA